AAACACGAUCCGGCCCGUAGUACAUUCCAGCCCACCAAAACCCCCUAAAAACCCUAACUUAUAACGCCACAUUCCCCCUUCUCUCCAUAACACAACAGCGCACAAAGACUCAGAAACAGAGUGAGAGGGCGACGCAGCUGCAACAAUGUCGAAGCGAGGUCGUGGAGGAUCGGCGGGUAACAAAUUCAGGAUGUCACUGGGUCUACCGGUGGCGGCGGUGGUGAACUGCGCAGACAACACCGGAGCUAAGAACCUUUACAUCAUUUCAGUCAAGGGGAUUAAGGGUAGGUUGAACAGGCUUCCGUCAGCUUGUGUAGGUGACAUGGUCAUGGCUACCGUGAAGAAGGGUAAGCCUGAUCUUCGUAAGAAGGUUAUGCCUGCUGUCAUUGUUAGGCAGCGCAAGCCAUGGCGCCGAAAGGACGGUGUUUUCAUGUACUUCGAAGAUAAUGCUGGUGUCAUUGUGAAUCCAAAGGGAGAAAUGAAAGGAUCUGCUAUCACAGGACCCAUUGGAAAGGAAUGUGCUGAUCUAUGGCCAAGAAUUGCAAGUGCUGCUAAUGCUAUUGUCUAAGUGUAGACUUACUUAUAUUUCUAGUAACUGUUUUGUUUAGAUCAAUAGUCCGAAUUUUGUUAGGGGUAUACUUCAUUACCUGGUUGAGCUUGAUAGGAUCUUUAAUUGUCCGUGCUGAAGAAGGAACUCUGCGUUUCAAUUGUUGUGCCUCAAUGCUGAAUUUUUUCAAUGAUCAUGGGAAUUUUGUUUGGUUCA
This is a messenger RNA of Spinacia oleracea (spinach), 763 nucleotides long. Its product is annotated as 60S ribosomal protein L23. Gene Ontology annotation, molecular function: large ribosomal subunit rRNA binding; structural constituent of ribosome. Lineage: Eukaryota; Viridiplantae; Streptophyta; Magnoliopsida; Caryophyllales; Amaranthaceae. Gene Ontology annotation, cellular component: cytosolic large ribosomal subunit; ribosome. The record is from RefSeq and is a predicted model, not a curated record. Gene Ontology annotation, biological process: translation. Bases 146 to 568 code for a protein of 140 amino acids. The transcript is spliced from 3 exons.